Molecule: messenger RNA, 788 nt
Organism: Lates calcarifer (barramundi perch)
Lineage: Eukaryota; Metazoa; Chordata; Actinopteri; Centropomidae
Gene: scpp7
Product: secretory calcium-binding phosphoprotein 7
Exons: 9
Coding region: 100-534 (144 amino acids)
Source: RefSeq, a predicted model, not a curated record
AGCAGAUAAAUAGGAGUAGAUCUCACUCCACGAAUCACACCCCUCCUCAACAAUCCCUUCAGUCCUUGUGUGCUGCCAGAAAGGAAAGCUGAAUUAAAAAUGAAAUUCAUCCUCCUUGCUGCCUCCAUCCUUGGGAUGGCCAUCUGCGCACCUCAGCAGCAGAUGUACAUGGAGUUUGACAUCGAAUAUGCUCCACCUCAGGCAGCCCAGGCUAUCCCUGCUGGAGCCGAGGCAGGAACUCUGGAAGUUCUGCUCCCGGUUGAUGCUCAGAGACAGCCUGUUGGAGGACCUGUGCAUGGUUUCAUCAAGCAAGAGAUCCUGCAGGCAAAUGGCAGAGACACCAAGGAGCUGUUCUUCCCCUUCGGUUUUCACGUGCCAGCUGCUGCUGCCCCUGCUGCGCCUGCUGCCCCUGCUGCUCCUGCAGCUCCAGCUGCUCCUGCUGCUCCUGCUGCCCCCGCUGCACCCCUUGAACCUGUCAUUGCUGUUGGUGCUGGUGCUGCACCCACCGGUGAUGAUGAUGAUGACGACGACUAAAAAAUCAGAGUCAGCAGGAUGUGUGGCCAAUACUAUAAGCCCCCUCCAGCUUAAUCCAGUGAAAGAUGACCAGUCAACACUGCUGUUUCCUAAAGUAUGAAAAAUGUGGUGUCAUGCCCCUGAAAAGAAAAUGGUGUUCUGCAUUUUUAGGGAAAAUGGUGCUUUACAAAAAGAUGGUGCUGUGCUUUCAUAUGGAAAAAAAAAGGCAAAAAGGUGCUACGUUUUCUAAUAAAGUAAUGGUCCUAUGCAAUGAA